Trichomycterus rosablanca is the source of this 924-nucleotide messenger RNA. RefSeq names its product odorant receptor 131-2-like. The coding region runs from base 1 to 924 and encodes 307 amino acids. Gene Ontology annotation, molecular function: G protein-coupled receptor activity; odorant binding; olfactory receptor activity. Gene Ontology annotation, cellular component: membrane. Gene Ontology annotation, biological process: G protein-coupled receptor signaling pathway; detection of chemical stimulus involved in sensory perception of smell. The record is from RefSeq and is a predicted model, not a curated record. The transcript has a single exon. Lineage: Eukaryota; Metazoa; Chordata; Actinopteri; Siluriformes; Trichomycteridae.
AUGAAUGCAUCAGUAAAUCAAUACUUUCAGGAAAUCUUCACCCAAAAUUUUAUUAUUGUUUUUCUUGGACUUGUAAUCAUUUGUAUUAAUUCAAUAUUUGUUUUGACGUUUUUUAAAAGUCCAAUUUUCAUAAACAAUCCAAGGUACAUUUUAUACAUCCACUUGGUUAUUAAUGACAUGAUUAUGGUUUGGAUUACAGUCACUCUCUUUGUAAUGGCAUAUGCAUGGCAAAAUGUUAUUUUUUCAUUUUGUUGUCCAUUAUUAAUCAUAGCCUCAACUACUCAGAAGAACACUCCACUAAAUUUGGCUGCUAUGGCACUUGAGCGGUACAUUGCCAUCUGUAAACCUCUGCAUCAUCCUCAGAUUUGUACAGUGCGCAGAACCUAUUUUCUUAUUUUUUUUAUAUGGAUAGCUGGAAUUAUCCCUCCACUGAUAGACUUGGUUAUUUCUGCCAUACUGUUUCCUUUAUUUAUUUAUCUUCAAACUGUAAAUGCCUGCGCUGCAGUAAAGUUAUAUAACACAGAUUACCAUUAUAAGAAGAACAUGGCGCUUAAUGUCAUUUACACAUCUUUUGUGUGGAUAGUUCUUGUCUAUACCUAUUGUAGGGUGCUGUUUACAGCCAAAAAGAUGUCCUCUGACAAGGUUUCGGCAAAAAAAGCUCAGAGCACAAUCUUGUUGCAUGGGGUGCAGCAAUUGCUUUGUAUGCUGUCUUAUACCACUCCCGUGAUUGACUUAUUUUUUGCUCGUAUUUUGCCUGAUCAACUGAUAAAAAUAAGCUUUUAUGCUUAUCUGUUAACAAACAUCGUACCACGGCUGCUCAGCCCACUCAUUUAUGGUGUGCGAGAUCAGGCUUUUGCCAAACACUUGCGCAAAAAUGUAUCAUGCACACUAUGUGUUGUAAAAAUUGAAUCAGCUGAAAAGUAA